Penicilliopsis zonata CBS 506.65 is the source of this 1004-nucleotide messenger RNA. RefSeq lists its product as hypothetical. The record is from RefSeq and is a predicted model, not a curated record. Bases 160 to 867 code for a protein of 235 amino acids. NCBI's taxonomy places the organism in Eukaryota, Fungi, Ascomycota, Eurotiomycetes, Eurotiales, Aspergillaceae. Gene Ontology annotation, cellular component: peroxisomal membrane. Gene Ontology annotation, biological process: peroxisome fission; regulation of peroxisome size. The transcript is spliced from 4 exons.
CAAAGUCUCGAUUCGACAGCCGUCCUCUUCUUCCCCCACAGUUUCUGUCACUUCCUAUCUUCUCAACCUCUCCCUACGCAUCGCAGCUCCUUGCGUACGUUGUUUGAUCCCUUGGAUUUCUCUACUACAUAAUAUCCCUGGUAUAUUCGAACAGUCACAAUGGUUGCAGACGCACUGGUUUAUCACCCGGUUAUUGCGCAUUAUGUGCGCUUCCUCGCGACCUCAGUCGGCCGCGAUAAGGUGAUGCGGACAAUUCAGUUCUUCGCCCGAUUCUACUCAUGGUACCUCUUCCGGACGAACCGCCCGCAGACCGCGAUCGCACCGUACGAUGCCCUGAAGAAGGAGCUGGGCAAGACCCGCAAGCUGAUCCGGGUGGGCAAGUUUGUCGAGCACAUCAAGGCCGCCUCACUGGCCAUGGACAACAAGGGACCCGUCGACCCGGUUCUGAGGUAUCUGGCUGUAGGCCGCCAGCUGGGGUACGCAGGAUACCUCGUCAUCGACACGUACACGGUGGUCGACACGAUCGGGGUGCGCAAGCUCGCCGCCAUCAAACGGCUGCAGGAUACCGCCCAGCGGGCCUGGAUGGCUGGGUUACUGUGUAGCGCGAUGGCUGGGUUCUACACGCUCUGGAAUCUGCAAGGGAAAGAAAAGACCCUCGACCUCAAGGAGGGCGAGGGUGUGGUUGAGGCGAAGAAGAUCGAACGAGAACGUGCCGCCGCCCGGAUCCAACUCGUCUCCGACCUCUGCGACUUGGCCAUGCCCAUCUCCGCGCUUGGAUUCGCCAACCUGGACGAAGGCUUGAUCGGUCUUACGGGAAUAGUGAGCAGUUUGAUCGGCCUGUCGUCGCAAUGGAAGCGGACUGCCUAGACCUACCCUGUACGGGAGUACUAUGCAAAGCCUGGUGCUUGAGAGCAUGGUGUAGUCUUAUUAAUUCACCGGUGCCAAACACCGAUCUUUCUUAUAGGAAUAAAUAUUAGCAUGAGUACAGUACAGCUAGCUGCCUG